Molecule: messenger RNA, 438 nt
Organism: Paramuricea clavata
Lineage: Eukaryota; Metazoa; Cnidaria; Anthozoa; Malacalcyonacea; Plexauridae
Source: the annotation of a GenBank genome assembly
AUGAACGCCCCAGCAAGUUUUCAGAGGUUCAUGGAACAGUGUUUAGGAGAAUUAUGUGAUGAAAUUGCCAUUCCUUAUUUGGAUGAUGUGAUCGUAUUUAGUAGAAUAUUCGACGAACAUGUCGAACACUUACGAACAGUUUUACGUCGCCUAAGAGAGCACGGUGUCAAAUUAAAGCAAAGAAAAUGUAAAUUGUUCAAACGUGAAGUCACAUUCCUCGGUCGAGUAGUGUCGAAAGAUGGCUACAGAAUGGAUCCCGAGAACAUUAACGCAGUUGCGAGUCUAAAGAACAAUACUCCUCAUACAAUAGGAGAUCUUCGGAAAAUGCUUGGAUUACUCAGUUACUAUCGUCGUUAUGUACCCAAUUUCGCGCGAAAGGCUAAACCAUUAUACGACCUUGUUACACAAGCAGCAACAACAGACCUGUGUCAUGAUUAA